AUGGCUAGUGAAGGUGGUUUUGCCCUGCCAGGGCGAGAUCCGGCUUGGAAGUAUUGUUUACCGAUUGAGCGUAACCGAAAUGGAACAAUUUGUAAUUUCUGUGGGUUGGUGAUGAAAAGUGGAGGCAUCACGCGAUUCAAGUUUCAUUUAAUGCAAAAAGACCCGCAUAACAACACCAAAAAGUGUCCGAGAGUGCCGCCCGAAGUGAAAGAAGAGAUACGAUUCCUAGUGCAUGACAAAACAAAAGCAAAAGCAAAGAAAAAUGCAGAUAUUGAAGAAAUUCGUGCUCAAUUACGUGGCACAAUGGGGACUCAUCAUACACAUUUGACAGAUAUGCACCCAGAUGAGCGGGAUGCAUAUCGAUCUGCAGUUCGUGCCUCGAAAGCAUCAGAAUGGGAACGUGAACAAUAUGAGAAUAUUGUAGGAAGCAAACGCAAAACAGGGGAGUCUUCACAGUCUCCUGGAUUACCGUCGAUGAUGCGAAAAUCACAUAGUAUGCGACAUUUGCAACAAUCACCCCCUCUUGCCCCUUCACUUUACAAGUCUUCUGCAGCAAAACAAAAAAAUAUCAAAGAUAUAUUCAAGGGUGGUGCAAUUAAAGAAACGAUGGGACGCUUAAUUAGCAAAUUCUUCAUUUAUGAGAGCGUCGCACCCGCAAAAGCAAAGUCUCAUCACUUCAAGAAUAUGAUUAUUGGUGCACAACAAGCUGGAAUGGGAAUCGAACCUCCAUCUCCAUUUGACAUAAAGAACAAGUACUUGGAAAUGGAGUACAGAGAAAUGGAAGCUUAUGUGAACCAACAAAGAGAAAAAUGGAAGACAUAUGGGUGCACAAUAAUGUCAGAUGGAUGGACAGGGCCCACGAAAUUAAGUAUUAUUAAUUUCAUGGUUUAUUCUAAAGGGAGCACGGUCUUCCUUAAGUCAGUUGAUGCAUCGAACUAUAUCAAAGACCACAAGUAUAUAUACGACCUAUUGAAGACUGUUAUCAAAGAAGUCGGUAAAGAAAAUGUGGUCCAAAUUGUCACAGAUAAUGGGUCGGCGUUCAUGAAAGCAGGGAAACAAUUGAUGAAGAAGUAUAACUUAUACUGGACUCCGUGUGCGGCGCACUGCAUCGACUUAAUCUUUGAAGACAUUGGUAAAAGACCCAGUGUUAUCGAGGUGAUAAACAAUGCUCGCAAGAUAACUAACUUCAUUUACAAUCAUGGUUGGUUACUAGCACAAAUGAGACUGUAUUGUGGUGGAGACAUUGUUCGACCAGGAGCUACAAGGUUUGCUACCAAUUAUAUUGCUCUUGACAGUCUUCUUAAAAAAAGGGUCGAUUUGAAAAAAUUGUUUAUGAGUGAUGAUUGGGCACAACACAAGCUGAGUCGAACAAAACAUGGACGAGAGUUGGAGCAAUUAUUGUUUGACCAUGCGUAUUGGGACAGAAUGACAAAUAUAGUUUCAUUAUAUGAGCCAUUAUACGUGGUGCUUCGACUUAUGGAUUCUGAAGUUGUUCCCACAAUGCCAUUUGUGUAUGAGCUUAUGCACGUGAUGAAAACGAACCUUACGCGUCAAGGAGCUGGAGAUUGGAUGUUCAAAAUAAUACAAGAUCGUUGGGAGAAAACACUAAAACAUCCACUUCAUGCAGCAGCAUACUUCUUGAAUCCAAGAUUUCAAUAUAGGCGUGGAGUUGGUAGUGAUCCAGAACUACUUCAAGCGGUCCAUGAUGUUUUUGCAAAAUUAGAUCCAACUACUGAAUCACUUGGUCAAUUUGGAAAUGAGCUUGUGCUUUUUCGAGAUGCAAAAAGAGGAUUCGGUGAUCGAGCGGCAAUUGCAGCAAGGUCAACCAUGGUGCUCGAGCACCAAGGGACCAGCAUGUGUAGGAGCAAGGGACCACCGUGUGUAGGGGCAAGGGACCACCGUGUGCGGCGAAAAGGGACCACCGUGUGGGGCAAUCAACUAGUGAAGAGCUGGCAAUGGGUUUUUGGAGUGGGGGACGAUACCGAGCAGCAUGGGACGUGUGGCAAGGAUUACCAACUCGCCAUGGUGGUGGUUGAGGGUGGUGACGUUUUCACUGGACCAAGAGUAGUGAAGCUGGUAGUAGCUUAUAGGAGAAGGAAGAAACAGGGGACGGGAAGCUAA
Vitis vinifera (wine grape) is the source of this 2121-nucleotide messenger RNA. RefSeq lists its product as uncharacterized. NCBI's taxonomy places the organism in Eukaryota, Viridiplantae, Streptophyta, Magnoliopsida, Vitales, Vitaceae. Gene Ontology annotation, molecular function: DNA binding. The transcript is spliced from 7 exons. Bases 1 to 2121 code for a protein of 706 amino acids. The record is from RefSeq and is a predicted model, not a curated record.